AUGAGCGAGGGCCAUUACCAGAGCGGCCAUGAUUCCACGGCGGCCGUGCACUCAGCAGACUUUGCCAACAAUCUGGCGAUGAAUCCGGGAGGACGACCCAGAGAGGGUGCGGUGCACAGCUACCGGGAGGCGUUCGAAGACAGCGAGGCAGACCGACUCGCCAGCAGCCCCACCUUUGCUGGUGGUGGUGAGAGUUCCCCGCCGACCCCCGGCUUCCCCGUAUCUCCACAGACUCCUUACUUCAACAUGUCUCGCUCCCCUCUGGGUUUGGCCAAGACUCCCCUGUCGGCGCUGGGCCUGAAGCCUCAUCAGCAGGGAGGAUCAGACUCUUCUGAUUCUAAUGAUGGAGACCAAGAUAAUCGUGGUUUUGGAGCUCAGCAGUUCAAUACUCCUCUGUCUUCCAGCAGUCCCAUCCACAGUGCUGAUAGUCGAGGGACUGGUUCUCCCAUGAACGCCAACCGGCCCGCCUCCCCCGAGGGCUCCCAGGUCAACAUCAUGGGCAUCCACACGGUCCCAGGCAGCCCCAACACGCUCCACCGCACGGUGGCCACCAACACGCCGCCAAGCCCCGCCCUCCAGAGACGCCUGGGUCAGGCCAGCCCCUCGCUGGCGAGACACCCGCCCCCGGGCGCCGUCCCGUCCAGCCCCCUGAUCGGGCGGAGCCCCAAAAUGGCAUUAGCCGGUGUGCCGCCCAGCCCCCUGAUGGGGCGCCGCGCGAUGGCGAGUACGCCCGAUGAGCUGGGUGCCGCCUCCCACCAGGGCAGCUCCCAGCCGCCCGCCACGCCCGCCUUCCCCGUCUCCCCCCAGCUGCCUGAGAAGAGACACCUGUCCAGCGGAGACGCCGAGAACAAGAACCUGACGCUGACGCCAGUCAGCGGCGGAAGCACGCCCAACCUGUCCGGCGCGCUACCGGAUGUCUUCAAGUCCAUAUACGAUGGGUAUCCGGACAUCAAGAUGAAUGUGAAGUUUGUGCAGGACACCUCCAGGUUCUGGUACAAACCGGACAUCUCCAGAGAACAAGCCAUCAACCUGUUGAAGGACCGGGAGCCCGGCGCCUUCAUCAUCAGAGACAGCCACUCGUUCCGCGGCGCCUACGGCCUGGCCAUGAAGGUGGCGUGCCCGCCGCCGACGGUCCAGCAGAACAAGAAAGUCGGAGACAUGACGAACGAGCUGGUGAGACACUUCCUGAUCGAAACGAGCGCCAAAGGCGUCCGCCUGAAGGGCUGCCCCAACGAACCCUACUUUGGGUGCCUCUCAGCCCUGGUGUACCAACACUCCAGGACCCCGCUGGCCCUGUCCUGCAAGCUGAUGACCCCCACCAAAGACCCAAACGAAGAAGCACUGGAGCUGGCCACGCCCACUGAUCCCGUCCUAGAGCUUCUCAAGCAGGGAGCAGCGUGCAACGUCCUCUACAUCAACUCGGUGGACAUGGAGUCUCUGACGGGGCCUCAGGCCGUGGCCAAGGCCAUCAGCCAGACGCUGGCCAGCAACCCGCUGCCCGCCGCCACCACCAUGCUCUUCAGAGUGUCGGCGCAGGGCAUCACGCUCACCGACAGCCAGAGGAAGAUUUUCUUCAGACGGCAUUAUCCCAUCAGCACGGUCACUUUCUGCAACGUCUAUCCCAAGGACAGGAAUUGGAGCACAUCGUCAGAUGACACAACAACAAAGCUUUUCGGAUUCGUGGCCCGGAAACAAGGAAGCACAACAGACGUGAGCCACCUGUUCGCCGAGCUGGACCCCGACCAGCCCGCCUCCGCCAUCGUCAGCUUCAUCUCCAAGGUGAUGAAGCGAUGAGACCUCUCCGGCGUCAUGGC
Molecule: messenger RNA, 1814 nt
Organism: Salarias fasciatus (jewelled blenny)
Lineage: Eukaryota; Metazoa; Chordata; Actinopteri; Blenniiformes; Blenniidae
Product: tensin-like
Exons: 16
Coding region: 1-1794 (597 amino acids)
Biological process (GO): fibroblast migration
Cellular component (GO): focal adhesion
Molecular function (GO): protein binding
Source: RefSeq, a predicted model, not a curated record